Molecule: messenger RNA, 7373 nt
Organism: Siniperca chuatsi (mandarin fish)
Lineage: Eukaryota; Metazoa; Chordata; Actinopteri; Centrarchiformes; Sinipercidae
Gene: ap1g1
Product: adaptor related protein complex 1 subunit gamma 1
Exons: 24
Coding region: 143-2614 (823 amino acids)
Biological process (GO): receptor-mediated endocytosis; Golgi to vacuole transport; intracellular protein transport
Cellular component (GO): membrane coat; AP-1 adaptor complex; Golgi apparatus
Molecular function (GO): clathrin-cargo adaptor activity
Source: RefSeq, a predicted model, not a curated record
CUGGGAUAUCUCAGUGUAACCCUCCGCCUGCGGUAGAUGUGCUGAGGCUGGAGUAGCCACCAUUUUGCAUGUCUAGUGUGUUCCUCCCUCCAUUGCUAAUAGAGACGAUUCCAGUUAUUUUCUGGCAUCAUUACGGCUAAGAAUGCCAGCUCCGAUCAGACUGCGGGAGCUGAUCCGGACUAUCCGGACAGCACGGACCCAGGCAGAGGAGCGUGAGAUGAUCCAGAAAGAGUGUGCUGCUAUCCGCUCGUCCUUUAGAGAGGAAGACAAUACAUACCGUUGCAGAAAUGUGGCAAAGCUACUUUAUAUGCACAUGUUGGGCUACCCGGCACACUUUGGGCAGCUGGAGUGCCUGAAGCUGAUUGCGUCCCAGAAGUUCACUGACAAACGAAUAGGUUAUUUGGGAGCAAUGCUGCUGUUGGACGAGAGGCAGGACGUCCACCUACUAAUGACAAAUUGCAUUAAGAAUGACUUGAAUCACAGCACACAAUACGUCCAGGGCCUGGCCUUGUGCACUUUGGGCUGCAUGGGUUCCUCAGAAAUGUGUCGUGACCUGGCUGGCGAGGUAGAGAAGCUGCUCAAAACAUCCAACUCCUACUUGAGGAAAAAAGCGGCGUUGUGUGCAGUUCACGUCAUCAGGAAGGUUCCAGAACUAAUGGAAAUGUUCCUUCCAGCCACAAAAAACCUGCUGAGUGAGAAGAACCAUGGUGUUCUCCAUACAUCAGUUGUCCUCCUCACUGAGAUGUGUGAAAGAAGUCCUGACAUGCUGGCCCACUUCAGAAAGAAUGAGAAGCUGGUUCCACAGUUGGUGAGAAUCCUGAAGAACCUAAUCAUGUCUGGAUACUCUCCUGAGCAUGAUGUGUCAGGCAUAAGCGAUCCUUUCCUGCAGGUGCGGAUAUUGAGACUACUGCGAAUUUUAGGCAAGAGUGAUGAUGACUCCAGUGAAGCAAUGAAUGACAUUCUUGCACAGGUUGCAACGAACACAGAGACAAGUAAAAAUGUAGGCAAUGCAAUUCUGUACGAGACUGUACUGACUAUAAUGGACAUUAAGUCUGAAAGUGGACUGAGGGUCUUGGCCAUUAACAUACUAGGUCGCUUCCUUCUAAACAAUGACAAAAAUAUAAGAUACGUGGCAUUGACAUCUCUACUAAAGACGGUACAGACAGACCACAAUGCAGUGCAGAGGCAUCGGAGCACCAUUGUGGAUUGUUUAAAAGACCUGGAUGUGUCCAUCAAGAGACGUGCAAUGGAACUGAGCUUUGCCCUGGUGAAUGGCAACAACAUUAGAGGCAUGAUGAAAGAGCUGCUCUACUUCCUGGACUCCUGUGACCCGGAAUUCAAAGCCGACUGUGCAUCAGGAGUCUUUCUAGCUGCAGAGAAAUAUGCCCCUUCGAAAAGAUGGCACAUAGACACCAUUAUGAGAGUACUGACAACAGCAGGGAGCUAUGUGCGGGACGAUUCUGUUCCCAACCUCAUCCAGCUCAUCACCAACAGUGUGGAAAUGCAUGCCUACACAGUACAGAGACUCUACAAAGCACUGCUCGAUGACAUCUCACAGCAACCUCUAGUGCAGGUGGCAUCCUGGUGCAUAGGAGAGUACGGGGACCUGCUGGUAUCCGGACAGUGUGAGGAGGAGGAGCCCAUCCAGGUGAGUGAGGAUGAAGUUCUGGACGUGCUGGAAGGCCUCCUGGUGUCCAACCUGUCCACGCCUGUGACCCGGGGUUAUUCCCUCACUGCCAUCAUGAAGCUGUCUACUCGUUUCAGCGGUGUUAACCGAAUCAAGAAGGUGGUUUCGAUAUAUGGCAGUAGCAUCGAUGUGGAGCUUCAGCAGAGAGCUGUGGAGUACAAUGCGCUUUUCAAGAAAUAUGACCACAUGAGGCCAGCUCUCCUAGAGCGAAUGCCCAUUAUGGAGAAAAGUGCUACUAAUGGCCCCACAGAAAUUGUACAGACAAAUGGGGAGACGGAGCCCUCUGUUGUGGAACCAAAACAUCUACCACCUGUCACCCAGCCAGUCAACCAGGCUAAUGAUUUAUUAGACCUGCUGGGCGGUAAUGAUGUGGUGCCAGUAAUCCAGACCACGAUGCCCACCAAGCCUGCCUCAGCUGGAGGAGAGCUGCUUGAUCUGCUGGGUGACCUCUCAUUAAGUGGUGCUCCAGCCCCUGCUCCUGCACCCUCUGUGCCCACAUCCCAACCCCCUUUCCUCUUGGAUGGCCUCUCCUCACAGCCCCUAUUUAAUGACAUUGCAGCUGCAGCUAUUCCUCCUAUGACUGCAUACAACAAGAAUGGUCUGAAAAUAGACUUCACAUUUGAGAGAGCUAAUCCCAAUCCAAACAUCGCGGUCAUCACCAUCCACGCUUCCAACUCAACAGAGGCAGAUAUGACAGACUUUGUUUUUCAGGCUGCAGUACCAAAGACAUUCCAGCUGCAGCUCCUCUCCCCUAGCAGUAAUGUUGUCCCAGCACUCAACCAGGGAACUGUCACACAGGUCAUCAGAGUCCUCAACCCACAGAAGCAACAGCUACGAAUGAGGAUCAAGCUGACGUACACCCUCAAAGGCUCGCCUGUGCAAGACCUGGCUGAGGUUAAUAACUUCCCCCCUCAGUCCUGGCAGUGAUGAGCUGCUUCUGUUGCUCUUAAAAGCCCCACCAAGGGAACUAUGAAAACGAUUUUCCUUUCACCUCCCUCCUUUCUUCCAACGGAUCCCCCUGUGACGUCACUGCAGUCCGCUGCCCUCGAGUUGCACGGGACGCAGCAGAGCAUCUAACACAGGAGAAAAAUACAGAUGUUACGAAGACCCUAUUGACUAUUGACAUCACCAGAAUAAUUGGGAAAACAUAUCAAUCAAUGAACUUUCUCUUUUCUUUCUUAAUUGGUUUCCAUGAUCUCUUUGCGUAGUAGCAUGAUUUUCCACAUACACCUUCCGCCCAGCACCAUUACCACCCACGAAAGCACAUAUGCACACCAUUCACUGCGGUAUACUUUACCUCUCAAGUCACUGUAGAGAUAAAGUCUUGCCCACUCUGAGCGCUGCAGUAACCAUAGUUUUAUUUUUAUUUAUAAUUAAGCUAAAAUGCAGUUGAAACACUUUACUCCAUUGAUAUUUAUGAUUGGCUUUGCAUUCAGAUUAUUUAAUAUGAACCUUUAGUCCUAUGAUGGCAGCAGAAAAAGCUUUGAAAGGUCUAUUUUAGUGAGGUCAUAAAGUUCUGGGAUAACCCCUUUUUUGACUCUCCACAUCAUGAGUGAAAUAACUUGAGAGCUGUAUUCGUUUUGAAUUACAUUAAUUUGCUUCAAGCAUGUUUGAGCAUUGUUAGGAUCACAAUCACACCUUGAAUCAAGCUCGGAGGGGAUUUUCGGGUUCUGGUAGUAGGCCUCGUUAUCCUAUGUUUCUAUAGGAAGUAGUCUACAUUUGUUUUGUCAAACUGAUAAGAGCAUAAACAAAUCCAAGAUGCCCAGUUUGAUCACCUGUGGCUAGUUUUCAUACAAUGUGCUCAGAUUUUCCCACACAGCUCUCCCAAAAUCAUCUCACCUGUAGCUUUAGUUUUAGAUCUGUAUAAUAAAUUCAAUGGUUAAUUGCUUUGCAUAGUUUGAGGACAUUCAUUCAUUAUGAUGGAUAUAAUCCAGGCCGGAAAUUUAUCUGAAGAUAAAUUAAUUGCAUUUGUGUUGGAGAUCUGCAUUUAAACUUUUCCUGCAUCUGUGUCCUCACAGUCUAGCUUGGAAUUUAGAUACAUUUCUGGUUUGUUUAACCUGGUUGAACUUAGUCACCAUGCACAUACAUGUAAAUGAAGCUUGUUAUGAAUGUAGUUACAUGCACUGAAUGCCCCCCCCCCCCAAAGUCUUCUUUUUCAUGGCUGUCUUCUUUGAUGGGGAUGCUCAUCUUAUUGGCUCUAUUUUUGUGAAAGUAUGUUUUAUUUCUGCAGUAAUUUGACUUAAUUAUUUAUGCCUGAUAUCAAAGUGAUGUGCCUUUCUGACUUAGCUAGAUAAAAGCCCCUGAACUUCUGAGUUCUCUAUGAGCUUGGUUUGUAAAUCUGCUUGUGUGCUGAUCGUGUUUUUAAUCUGAGGGAAAUUGUCCUGUUAGAUUUGAAUUGGUAUAUCACUUAAUUGAAUAAGUUUUGCUUUUUCACUUCUGUAUCUCAUAAUGAGUUAAUAAUCAGUCACCCACUAAUAUUGGCCUACCUGGAUGUCCACAGCAAUGACUUAUUGUCUUAGUUUUAAGAAAAACAUAAAUUAUAGCUACAUGAUCCUGAUAGUUUCUUUCUCUAUACUGUGUGGCAGACUUUCAAUUAAAAAUGCCUGUUGGAUGUUACUAAUAACAAGUCCAAAAAACAAAGCAAAUCUCAAAGAUUAUGGCAGCUAAUAGAUGUAAACUUUUCAUAAGCUGGCAUCAAGGUUUCAAGUGUUUUUAAAAAGUAUAAAUGUUCUACUAAAGUCAGUUAUCAUUAAGAUCCCUUCCCCGUCAAUAAACGUUAAAGUGUGAGUCUGGAUCACUUGGUGAGGUACUGGGACGGGUUGUUCUGUGGUGAAUGUUAGUAUGAUUUCUUGUCUCUCGUCUUCUCCAAAUCAGAAUUCUGACCAUGCUGUCGGGGACAGUAACCUUAAUACCUCACAAUGUUCUCUCUUUCUGUUAACUUUUCAGUGGCAGUAGAUUGAUAGCUUUUGUUUAGUCAUGAAUUGCAAUCAAGGGGAGUAUCUGCAUGAGAGAAACUAAUGGUAGUUUGUACAUCUCAUUACUUUACAAGCUUAGCAGCCCUGCAAUGCUGUGUUGAGAUCCUCAGAUGUUCAAUCAGGCUGUAUACUUCUUUUCACUAUGCUUCACUAUCUUCUAACUUCUGUGACCAAAUCAGAGAAACUAUUAGCUUUGGAAAUAUUUUUGAGCUAUGAUAUGUGUAUAUGGAGAAAAUUAUUUCAGUUUAACUUUUUUCUGUUGUUGACAAAUGCUAUAUUGGCUUUUUUUCUGUACAUAUUGAGGGCUUUUACAAUUUUGUCUCUUGUACUAUCUUUCAUCCUUUUUUUAGAUACCAUUUUCUAAAAAUUCCAAUUAUUCACAAUGUAUAUUGUCUAAAUAGAUCUAGUCAACAUCAGUCUAUAAAGACUUCCCUGUAUCAUCGCUCAUUCAUUGUAAAAGAUAUAUGAUCUGCUGCCUGUACAUUGUAUAUAGUUGUAAAACAAACAAAAGCUGAUCACAUUAAAUAAAACCCACAUGAAGACUUAAAAGAUUAGCUAGGAAAUAUAAUUGUAUGCAUAUAUGUACAAAAAAAGAAUCUUAAAAGGAUGCAAUUGAACUGCAUUUGAUUUACUAUUCUUCAUACAUGAUCAGAUGUGUCACAUUUACUUCUUUUACCAAGGUAGUUGGUGAGUCAGUAGGGUACUUGUAGGGGUUCCUUUGGAUGUUGUGAAAAUGGUUGAAUCUGUCUUAACAGAUGUUGUCUGAAUGAUGUACUUUACUACUGAGAAUCCCAAGCACAGUGCUGCACAGCAGCAGAAGUGGCACCUUGCUUCACCUGCUCCCCUGCCCCUCAAACGCCUCAUGUAUCCACGCCCUCCUUCGAAGAGGAUCAAGUUUCUUGCCAACAUGUAACUCUUCCUUCUGGCCUUAAGUGUGGUUGAGUGUUCUGCACUCUUGACAAGUCACAUCUAUUGAACUCUCUUGAACCUACAAAUUGAUUUGUGAAAUGAUGCCCCUUGGUCUUGGUGUGUUUGCUCUCGUGGUUGCCUGGUUACCUUUUUGUCUGCCAUGUAGCACCUUCCUAUAAACAUCAUGUCUCAACCAAGCAAGGCCACUACUAGUGCCCCAGUAGGAGUUUUUUGGUUUUUUUUAACCUCACUGAUUUAUCUUUCCCCCAUUAUUGCCAGUAGGUUUAAAUUGGAAUGGAGUUUUAUCUGGACAAGAGCUGAUAGAAAUUUUAUUUUGUGCCAAGUGGUUCCAGAUAUGUAUGUUGAGCAGCAGUGUCCUUCCCUGGGUCUGAAUAGUACAGGGCUUUCUUUUGGCUUAUUUUCUUUACUUUCGUCCCUUAUCACUGAUGUUAUUUGCCUUUGCGUGGCACACUUUUCAGCUUCUCUUUGUAGUCUCCAAUAUGAAAGGUGGGGCUGUAACACAUCAUGUCAAAUUGAUCUGAGCCCUCACUAUUUCAAAUUCAACUUUACACAGCAGUUAAUCAUGGCAGGAUAUGAGGGAGGAAGGAAAUGGAUUCAUUUUUUAUUUUUUUUUCCCCUGUUAGAACCUUUUUAGAUUUUGUGUUUAUGGAGUGCUCCUUUACCAGCCCCAACACUAAUGUGGGACAAGCCUGUGCUACAAGCUAAUAGCCACAAGGGGGAGCUGUGCAAAACGGAAGACUGACGGGAUGGGAAAGGAAGUUUAAUACAUCUAUUCCUGAGUGUUUUUGUUGGUGUUGUUUGUAUUGUCUUAUUCAACCAGUAUGUACCCUUGUUAAUCACAUCUGAUCAGUUCUUUCAAUGAUACUGUAAUUCAUGCAGUUUUAAAUGUACAAAUGGAAAUGAAACCCAACAUAAGUGCUUUGGACACUGUAACUUAAAAGGAAGAAAAGAAAUGGAAACAAAUACCCAUCAGCGGUGUGAUCUGCGUUUGAAGUGAUAUUAGUAUGCGUGUGUGUGCGUGCGUGUGCGUGCGUGAGACAGAGAAAAUAAUCAUGCUUGAGAGAGCGUGACGGUGUGUGACAUGUCUUUUAUCUAGAUAAGACAUGAUUUUUGGCUGCAGUUUCAACUUUCAGCUUCUGAGCUGCAUGUGAAAACCAGUGUAAAUAAUGUCAUUUCUACUCUUGACCUGAGACUUUUUUUGAAAUGCAAGAAAAGUUCAAAUUAUAAAAUCUGUCACACCACCUUCAUAGGUCAGUACUAACAUAUACAAUAGGAAGUUGUUCAGAUAGUGCUCACAAUACUGUUAAUGUUUUUAAGAGUGAUGAAAGUGCACAUCCGUCAUUUGGAUAAAUUGGAUAAUUGAUUUUUGUUUUUUAUUUGCUAGGGUGAAUUCAGUGUGUAAAGGGCUUGGAAAAGCAUCUGAAUUACCCCUAUGUUCACUUUCCCUGUUUAAUCAAAAGAAAAUGCAUCCAUUGUAUUUUGAAAACAAAAUCUGUUUGUAACUCCCUGUAAAACAAUAUGGUAACUGAUUUGUUGGGGGAGGGUGGAGGCAUGAGGUUCACUUUUUCCCAGUCAAGUUUGACACGUUGAACUGAAUCCCAGUUCCAUGGCUUCAAGGUGAGUGUGAAUGUCAGACUGAAAGUAUGAAAAUGAUGAUUAAAGAUGAGAGGUUGUAAACUAUUAAAUGGGAUAUUUUCAAUUUAUGCUGUGUAUUCUUGUCUUUGGGUUGGAGAAAAUGAUCAAGCAAAUAAAAAGUCAAAUAAAAAUCUAGUUGAACUAUG